Messenger RNA from Exophiala mesophila, 1050 nucleotides. RefSeq lists its product as uncharacterized. Gene Ontology annotation, molecular function: protein-arginine omega-N monomethyltransferase activity. Lineage: Eukaryota; Fungi; Ascomycota; Eurotiomycetes; Chaetothyriales; Herpotrichiellaceae. The coding region runs from base 68 to 754 and encodes 228 amino acids. Gene Ontology annotation, biological process: peptidyl-arginine methylation. The record is from RefSeq and is a predicted model, not a curated record. The transcript has 4 exons.
CCUCAUUGAACGCCUAGGCCAAUCCGACCCAGACUGAUUUACCUCAGAACCUGGUGUCAUAUCAAUCAUGACUGGGUCGACUCGGCCUGCCUACACUUUUGUGGUCGAGCACCUUGAUCCUGAACUUGGCCCCUGGUCCGCGCUCGAAUACAAGACCAUCGCUCAAGAAUCGAGGGCUGCCUCAUGUCGAUUCAUUCUUUCAUCGGUGCCUGAUUCUCUACUCAAGUCUCAGGAUCUUGAAGUACUUGUAGCCAAUGGUGCAGAAGGCAGAAAUGACUCGGUUGAAUCGUAUUUUGCCGACCGCAAAGACAGGAUUUGUCUAUUAGAUCCGGCAGCUAAGCAGGAAUUAAGCCCUGCUGAUGCAGACCAAUUUGAUGUAUUCUUGUUUGGCGGCAUUCUGGGAGACGAUCCCCCACGAGACCGAACAAGCGAGCUUCGGAAGAAAGGUUUUACUGGUCGGCGCCUAGGUCCCAAGCAGAUGACUACCGACACGGCCGUACGAGUCACACGUAUAGUCGUACUGGAGCAGACACCUUUGGAUAAGAUCCCUUAUGUUGAUUUUCCCGAGCUGAAGAUCAACGAGCACGAGACUACCGAGAUGCCAUUUCGCUAUGUCACUGACAGAAGUGGCAAGCCAAUCAUGCCACAGGGAAUGGUUGAUCUCAUCAAAGCUGAUGCGGACAAAGCAUUUGAUGGUCUUGAGUUCGCCGAUGAGGUCGAUGGCAUUAAAGCCUUGAAUGUUGAUCGGUCUUAGAGCGCCCUAUAAAAUCAGAAUCUUUGAACCAUCUAUACACGAUGUGCAAGUCCUAAGCGAUCUUGGGUGCUAGCCACGUUCCGAAGGCUGUCGCACUUGGGUGGUUUAUGGUGACCAAGACUAAUGUCUAUUGAUACUGGCUUGAAGUGAAUCGCUGGCCUAAUUCGGUUGGUAUAUAUUACACUCGAUCGAUACGCAUACCAGAUUUGUGUACCAGUUGUAGCGUGACAUAUACAGCGGAUCAUAGAUACCCAGAAGUCUACGUUGAAUCAUUUCUAUGUUCUGACGAAAUCUUG